GUGUACAGAGUGAUUUUCCCAGCGGCAAGGGCGAGUGUUCUUUCUCUCUGCUUCUUCCGAGUUCCGCUCUUCUUCUUGUUGGACCAUGGAGGGAUCUGAUAAAUCGUCGGCCUUGAAUAAAGCCUACGCCGAGAUAGUUCUUAACACGGCGAAGGAAGCUGCUGCUAGGGUUAUGUUGUCGGAGAGAAAAGCUGUUCGGUUUCAACAAGAUCUGUGUGGUGUGAAGGAAGAGGAGUAUCGGUUGCUUGUCCGAUUGAAGCAGAUGAUCGAUGCUAAGGCAAUUGAAGCAGAGAUUACGUCAUCAAACCAGCAAAGGCGGAUUGACGAGCUUGAAGCUCAGCUUCAAGAAGCUGAGGAUAUCGUCACUGACCUAAGAUUCGAGUUGAACUGGGCGAGAUGCAAAUCAGCGAAAGCAAGAAUUUCCAAUUCUCAAUCACGAAUUACAACAAACUCGGUAGAGGAAACAAUUUCUAGUGAGAAUGCGGAUAUGGAAUUUGUUGGUAGCUUGAAUCCUAAUCAAGGGCUUGCACAUACAUCCAUCUCUGAGGUGAUGGAUGUAUCUGCAAGAUCAUUGCAUAACAAAUGUGGAUAUGAGGUGAAACAAUUUGAGGGGUUGAGAGUUUCCGAUAUAAGGGAUUUUGAUGGUUGUGAGUCUGAACUGGACAUGAUUAUGCGAAAGAAAGAGCUUGAGCUGUAUAGAAAUGGAUGCACACAGAGGAUCCGUGCACUGGGAAGGAAUGUUCUCGAGGGGAACCCUUCUUCUUACGCAGAGGAUCAAGGUACAACUGCAAAGGAUGAUAACGAGAAUCUGAGUUCAGGAGAAGUGGACAAAGACAGAACUGGUGUUCAGGGAAACAACAGAAGGUGUACUGUUCUUGCUCUUAGAGCAAUGAGCGUUCAGGUGAUAACGAGACCUCCAAAUCAAUUGGAGACUAAGAAAAUCAGUAAGAAAGUACGAAGAAGAAAAAGAAGAAAGAGAGGGUGGGGAAAACCAAAAGCAAGCUUGGUUAGGUCCCAUGCCUAUCAGGCCAUAAAACCUGUUCUUUCAUAUUCCAAGACAUCCAUGGACAAUGCAUCUGGUGAAAGUUCUUCGAAGACAUAUCCAUCGGAAGAGAGUGAGGACGGGGAUGCAAUGAAAGCCUGCAAAGGGUUAGAAGAACAUUUGCAGCAUAAGAGAACUCAAUACAUCGACAAGAUUGCAAUCAUUCGUAAUGGAAAAUGGAACAAGAACAUGAAGAUUUUGGAUAGUAUUCCUUGUCAAGAAUCUACUCUACUCUACGUUAAUGGAAAUGUUGAUGAAGAUAAGGCACAAGUCCCUGAAAAAGAGGAUAAGAUUAAGUCGCUUCCUCAUUUGGACAAUAGGUUGACUCCAAUCUCAGAAACCACUAAUCUUACUGUCAGUUCGAAGGCAACAAAUCAAUCAAAACCUGGAGCAGAAAAAGACUUGGAAUCAGAAAACAAAGAUGCGUUGGUAAAAUGUGGAAACAGAGUGGUUUCAUCGACCAAAAUGGGGUCUGAGAUGGUUGAUGUGAACCCAGUUAAUGGUGUAUCGGGUGAAAUCAAUGAGUCUCAAAGGAAAGUAGAUGGAAAUAGAGUGCUGAAGUACACAUUCCAAAGGAAAAGGAAGAAGAGACCUUUAAGUGACAAUGAUGAUAAUAUUUCUCCGGCAAAGGGGAAGGUGGAGGAGAAAGAAAAUGAUGGGCAAGAGGCAAAUGAAUCAUCAAGGGGAGCUCGGCGGCUAGUCCAGGUCGCCCGGCAGCUCAUCUCCGUGUCUGUGAAGAGAUGGUAGAAAUGGAAAUCAGAUUUCUGAGAACAGAUUUCUUCAAUGGAACUCUGGUAAUCAGCUGGCUGUUCGGUUCGGGAAUCAUGUAUUAAGCUUUUUCAGGGUUGAGCUUCUUGGUUAUGCUCUCUUGCACAGCCAAGGGACAGAGCAGAGAGAUACAGAGAGGAGGGGGAGAAGCAGAGCCAUAUAUUGAUGUCUUGAGAGGGACACCACAUAUGGGGUUUGUUCAGUUUGAUUGGUUUGUUUGUUCUAAACGUACGUGGUGUGAUUCAAUGAUCAAAAACUGACAGAAAACCUGGUAAGAUCUGUGUUCUGUCCAUGUCAAAUGUUUUUGACUCAUCAUCAGUGAUCAUAGAUCAAACAUGGUUUUGGAGGAUUCAUCUGGUUUGGAGAAAUGGACAGUUCAUGGUCUACUUCCAUUUUCAGAAACACCACAUGAGGGUACAGACAGAGAGGGGACAUCCAUUUUUAGAUUGAUUUAAUCAUUAAAAAUAUUAUCAAUCUUUCUAGAUUGAGAUUGUAACAUUUCGGACAUUCUCUCUGUUUUUAUUUUAUUUUUUUCAGCAAAGAAAUAGAUAACUGAGGUGUUUUUGGGGGGAGGG
Messenger RNA from Tarenaya hassleriana, 2385 nucleotides. RefSeq lists its product as uncharacterized. The transcript is spliced from 5 exons. The coding region runs from base 86 to 1789 and encodes 567 amino acids. The record is from RefSeq and is a predicted model, not a curated record. Lineage: Eukaryota; Viridiplantae; Streptophyta; Magnoliopsida; Brassicales; Cleomaceae.